Messenger RNA from Mercenaria mercenaria, 663 nucleotides. RefSeq lists its product as uncharacterized. NCBI's taxonomy places the organism in Eukaryota, Metazoa, Mollusca, Bivalvia, Venerida, Veneridae. Gene Ontology annotation, biological process: regulation of apoptotic process. The coding region runs from base 106 to 663 and encodes 185 amino acids. Gene Ontology annotation, molecular function: protein binding. The record is from RefSeq and is a predicted model, not a curated record. The transcript is spliced from 3 exons.
AAAAAGUAUAACUGAAACGGAAGGAAACGGAAGAGUAUUGUCACGUAUCCGAAAUUAACAGUUAAAUCGGAUCUAUAAAUUUCCCAUAUAAGGUUAAGCUUUGCAAUGGAAGGAGGCGAAUCGACUGGUGUGUCCGAAGAUGCCCUGCCCUUACCAGCGAUGCCAACACUUGACACGCAGUUAGGCGUAUCUGCAACUGAAAAUGUCAGUCAAACAAUCGAAAUGCAAAAUGUUGCAGAAGAUCAAACAUUACCAAAGCGACCGCGUUUACAAACAUCAGAUGGGGAAAGUCUGGAACGGCGAAGUGCAUCAGUAAUUGCUGAAAUAUCGCCACCGCAUGAUAGGUGGGCUUUUAAUUUGCUCAUUGUAAACUUGUCGAGAAACAUCACAGACGCAGAAUUUAGACAAAUGAAAGAAGUGUAUAAGGGGAACAUUCCAAGAAAAAUACUGAACAGCUUUAAAACACCAAUGGAUCUUUUCGACAUGAUGCAGAAGACUCUUUGUUUAACACCAGUAAACUUGCUACAACUCGAAGGAAUAUUCUGGAAUCUUGGCAGGCAGGACUUAAUGGAUCAGGUUAUAGAAUACGGUAGAAAAACCGGAAACGUUAUUUAUUUUCAACCGGCAUCACUGGCACCAGGUAAUACAAUGAUAAAGAAAUAA